AAUUCUUUCAUGACAGGAUAUUUCACACUUCCACCUAGGUACUGACAUGCUAUGAGUGGAGCUUGCUUCAUCUUUCACAGUUCAUUUUUUAUUUUUUUGCAUCUUCCUUUUUAAAAGCAGUUGAUGGCCACUUGAGGAGAUCCAUAUAACUGGAAGGACCUCUGACCCAGAAACCGAAGAAGCGCUGUGGACAUGGGGAUCUUAUACUCUGAGCCAAUUUGUCAAGCUGCGUAUGGCAAUGACCUAGAUGAUGUCGAACUCAUGUUAGCAGAAGAUCCCAAAAAUCUGAAUGUGAAGGAUAAUUAUGGUGGUGAUACUCCACUGAUAUGUGCCUGUCGUCGAGGUCAUAUCAAAAUAGUCAAUUACUUACUAUCCAAGAAAGCAGAUGUAAACCUCAGAAAUAAUAAGGAAAGGACAUGUUUGCACUAUGCUGUAAGAAAAAGGUUCAGUUUUCUGGACUACUUGUUGAUUAUAAUCCUGAUGCCGGUUAUGCUUAUUGGAUAUGCUAUCAUGAUUUCAAAGAGCAAACAGAAUGAGAGACUGAUCAGAAUUUUACUGUACUCAGGUGUUGAUGUCAAUGCUGCAGACAACAAUGGAAACACUGCCCUUCACUAUGCCUGCAAAAUGAAGACCCAAGCCACAAUCCCAAUACUGCUUGAAGCUAAUGCUAAUCCCUACAUUAAAAAUAAGGAAGGUGAAAGUUCAGUCGACAUUGCAGAGAGAUUAAAGUUUACAAAAAUUCUGGAGUUAAUGAAAAAGUCUUCAUAGCUUUAAUAGGGACGUGUCUUCCUAUCUGGUAAGAACACAGAUCACACUACCUACCUGUGCAAUGCAAUACAAUACAGACAGGCAAUGGAGAAGUGUGGAUAUGUAACUGUAUUAAAAGCCAUACACAAGUGUGUGUUUUUUUUGUUUGUUUUUUGUAAUGGUAGUUGCCAAAUGGUUACUUUAAUUUACUAUGUAAUAGGCUAAGAUGUGUCAUGAAGUUCUUCCUUAUGUGUGCCAAGACUGGAGCCGUUCUUAUUGGGGUUCGGACAUUACACUUGGCAUGAAAUAAACUAUAUAUAAAUGUU
Messenger RNA from Rana temporaria (common frog), 1073 nucleotides. It is a transcript of the gene ANKRD22, whose product is annotated as ankyrin repeat domain 22. The transcript has 6 exons. Bases 193 to 768 code for a protein of 191 amino acids. Lineage: Eukaryota; Metazoa; Chordata; Amphibia; Anura; Ranidae. Gene Ontology annotation, molecular function: protein binding. The record is from RefSeq and is a predicted model, not a curated record.